CUCUUCACAUUCUGAUGUGAAAUUGUGACUUUUCUUAGGCCAGUGGUUCACAAACAUUGAUGUGUAUCAGAAUCACCUGGAAGACUCGCUAGAUCACAGACGGCUGGGUGUGGGUCUUGCCUCAGACUUUCUGGUUCAGUAGGUGUGGGGUGAGAAUUAACAGCGCUCAGAAGUUCUCAGGUGAUGCUGAUGCUUCUCUUGGGGCCGCACUGUGAGAACUGCUCUCCUGGAGCAUGUUUUUGUUUUUGUUUUUGUUUUCACUUGGUUUAUUUCUUUAUGUAUAACACCUUUAUUGUAUGAUUCCUGUACACAGAGCAUGUUUUACAGAAUGGUCUGAGGCUUUCCUGCUGCUGCCUGAAACUCAGCACUUGGGAUGCUUGUUAAAAAUGCAGAUUCCUGGACUUCGGGCCUGUUGAUUCCAUUUGGUGGGAUGGAUGGGAGAGAUGCAAGCAUGGUCAGGAGUCUGAAUUUCCACACUGAAGUUUGUGAAUCUGCUCCUAGUGGGAUACAGGAAGUUGUGUUACUUCACCUGUCCACGGCCUUAAUUUUCAUUAGCGCCAUCUGUUUCACUUCUGAGCCGGGGUUCUGUACAGCCCGUCUGAACUGCAAUAGCACUUUCAGCCUUUGUGCCACCAGGGUUCCAGCUUUACUGAUACGGCUUCCUCGCUGUGCCUCUGGAAGCUCAGGACCAUCCCAUGGGGAAACAUACACAGCCAUGAUUUUUCAGGCUCAUUAUAGUACAUCUACAACUGUAAAACAACAGAAGUCCCAGAUGGUGUCUAAACCCUCAAGGAGCUCGUGAUCUAAAGGGAAAGCCAGUAAGACAGAAAGGGCAUAAAUCAGAUGCUAAAUUGUGACUUAGAUAGUAGGGUACACAAAGGACUUAAAAGGGGAGGGGAGUUUCUCAUGAGUGCUGCCCAGAAAGGUGGGAUUGGUACUCUUAACUUGAAAGGAUCUUCUUAGGAGGCCAUGGAGUCUGAGGGCUGCCCUGGGCAGAGGAAACAGUAUCAGAUGACAAGCUGCAGCUGAGCCCGAGAUUCCACGCUGGAAAGAGGGACUAGGACUCCUCUGCCCUCUGACCCUGAUAGGCCUGGCUUUACUGUUUCCUACCUUAAGUGGAGCCUAGAGAAAAAUGACUUCAGAAAGUCCUAGUAUCCAGACUUGGUCAGGAAGGUAAUGGGAACACAGAGCUACUGCUUCAGCCAAGGGAGGCCUAGGCAUGCUGAGGACUAAUCUCGGGUGUCGUGUGCGUGAUGGAUGGGGAGGCUUCAGAACAGGAGUGGACGUAGUGGGCUGGUCGGCUUGUCCAGAAAAAAAGCCAGUCUCAACACUUUUAAGAAUGCUUUAAAAACCCACAAAAUACAUACUUCUACAAAAGCCUAAGAUUAGCAGUGCCUUAUUUUGCACUAAGGAUUGCCCACCCUGAUGAUCUUGAACUUGAGCACGUAGGACAAGCCUGGAUAUCGGAAACCGGGGAAAAGCAGAGCCCAGCAAGGCGGGGGUUACUCAGGCCUGCCCUUACCUGCUGACAGGUGAUGCUUGUCUUCCCCACCUUCCCGCCAGCCUGUACCUUGCGUGCGCUCCGGUUUCUAUAAUCAGAGCGUUCAAGAACCUGAAAUACUCGCUCACACAUAGGUGCGCCGAGAGACGGCUAACUUUCCCCAUGUAACAGCCUUUUUCUUUCCUUCCCUUCGCAGCAAACUUCCACAGGGACCCCACUCAUCUGCAGCAUUUCUUGCUCCGGCUUCGCGACCCGCCUCCCCGUCAGGCCACCCCACUGCACUUCCUGCCGCCGCCAGCUAGGCUCAGGCUCACGGCUGCUCCGUCUCUGCCUUCGGUCCAAGCCUUGCUAUACCUGCAGUUCACGCCAUUUCUCUUUCUCCCGUUCCUCCCAACUAAAACCUCCUCCCUUCUCCCCAGUUAAACUGUGCCCAUCCCACAAGAGCAGAUUCAAAUCCCCAUUUAUUCUCUAAAGCCUCCUCUGGCCCCUGUAGCCCUAAGUUCCGUGUGAACUGUCCCCUUUUACUCUUCCCUAAUUGUUUCAUGUGAACCAGUCUUGUCUCGUCAGCUAAUUUGCAGGGCCCUCUGGGGGAGUGUGCUUUGUGUUCCUCCCGACGGCCAGCACCCAGCCGUGCCAAGCACAUGCGUGCUGAGUGGGCGCGUGGACUUCAGCAGGUGUUGGGAGGUGAUAGGGUGGGGAAGGGUGCUGCUGGGGGGUUUCUUGUUCAGAGACAGGAAAUCACUGGGGGAGAGGAGGGAGCAAUUAGCCUCUUAUAAGAUUAAUCCAGAGUGCGUUCUGGAUACUGUCAGGCCAAGCUCCUUCCCUGCCCCCAGGUGCCGGCCCCCCGCCCUCCCAGGUGGGCAGCUGACUUCAUAAAAGUUGGCCCGAGGGAGCGGGAGGAGGCCGUGAGGAAGAGCAGGAGGAUGAGCGCUGAGCAUGCGCAGCAGCAGCAGCAGCAGCCUGGGAGCCGGAGAGGCCGCAGUUCCGGGGACAAGAAGCCCAGAAAGCGCAGCCGGCGCAAAGAAACCUACUCAAUGUACAUCUACAAGGUGCUGAAGCAGGUGCAUCCCGACCUCGGCAUCUCCUCCAAGGCCAUGAGCAUCAUGAACUCGUUUGUGAAUGAUGUGUUUGAGCAGCUGGCUGGCGAGGCCGCCCGACUGGCCCAGUACUCGAGCCGAACCACACUCACAUCCCGGGAAGUGCAGACAGCUGUGCGUCUGCUGCUGCCUGGGGAGCUGGCCAAGCACGCUGUGUCUGAGGGCACCAAGGCUGUCACCAAGUACACCAGCUCCAAGUGACCCAGGGCCUAAUAUUAAUAAAGGGCAAACUGC
Vicugna pacos (alpaca) is the source of this 2832-nucleotide messenger RNA. It is a transcript of the gene H2BK1, whose product is annotated as H2B.K variant histone 1. Gene Ontology annotation, cellular component: nucleosome. Gene Ontology annotation, molecular function: protein heterodimerization activity; structural constituent of chromatin; DNA binding. NCBI's taxonomy places the organism in Eukaryota, Metazoa, Chordata, Mammalia, Artiodactyla, Camelidae. The record is from RefSeq and is a predicted model, not a curated record.